Molecule: messenger RNA, 1067 nt
Organism: Vitis riparia (riverbank grape)
Lineage: Eukaryota; Viridiplantae; Streptophyta; Magnoliopsida; Vitales; Vitaceae
Product: protein ABA DEFICIENT 4, chloroplastic
Exons: 6
Coding region: 237-977 (246 amino acids)
Source: RefSeq, a predicted model, not a curated record
CUCAUGAGUGAGGUGAGUGGGCUCUGAACGAGACCCCCCCACUCUUUCCUCCUCUUUUUGCUCGCUAUGUUGCGUGUCGCUACUGUGUUUGAUGUAGUGGAAAAUCCCACCUCACUGCUUCCGCCUCUGGGUUUCUUAAAUAUGUAACCGAAUGAAGAAGAAGCCAUUAUUAUUGCUGCUGCUGCUGCUGCUGGUAUUGUUGUAGCUGGCGUGGGUUUCUUUGUUUUCCAUUAGCUAUGGUCUUCUCUUCUUGCUUUUGCCAAUCUCAAAUCUCAUUCAAGAUUGAUCGCUCAGCAGUGGCCAUUAGACCUCAGUGUUAUACUAGAAAGGAUCAGAGGUCCACUUUUGCUCUCAAAGGAAUGAGCACAGAGCUUUUUGGUCAACAAGUUGCAAGAGCUGGAGCCAUGCGAAGCAGUGAGUGGAGUUUCAUGCGAGGAUCGAGAAUCAUAAUUAGACCAAAAGUUGCAAGAUUCAUGUUUUAUAGAAAAGGCUCUGGAGUAUAUGCUUCAUGGUUGGCAAAUCCUCAAAUUGCUAGCAGUGUUUUUACCUUGGGAACAGCGGCUGUUCUUCCAUUCUACACCCUCAUGGUUUUGGCUCCCACGGCUGAAUUGACUAAGAAGUCUAUGGAAAGUACUAUACCAUAUGUUGUGCUCGGACUUUUGUAUGCUUAUCUAUUAUACCUUUCCUGGACACCAGAUACAAUAAGGCUAAUGUUCGCCAGUAAAUACUGGCUGCCAGAGUUGCCCGGCAUGGCAAAGAUGUUCUCCAAUGAGAUGACAUUGGCUUCAGCAUGGAUCCACUUGCUGGCUAUAGAUCUUUUUGCUGCAAGGCAAGUGUUUCAGGAUGGGCUGGAGAACAAAAUUGAGACCCGACAUUCUGUUUCCCUUUGCUUGCUUUUCUGUCCCAUUGGAAUUGUUACUCAUGUCAUCACCAAAGCACUAACCAAAAGUGCAGGAGAUACAAAACACAGCAUGUAAUACCAAUUCAUUAAUGCAGAAUUCUGCAAUGCCAAACACUUUAAUUUGAAGGAAGAUUGCCAUUUGAGAAAAUGGUUAAAAUUUUACACU